Molecule: messenger RNA, 1089 nt
Organism: Nerophis lumbriciformis (worm pipefish)
Lineage: Eukaryota; Metazoa; Chordata; Actinopteri; Syngnathiformes; Syngnathidae
Source: RefSeq, a predicted model, not a curated record
AUGGACUCCCGAAAAGUGGCAGAGUUAAAGGGCUUCGUGCAACUAUGCGAGUCCAAUCCCGCCAUCCUGCAACUUCCCGAGAUGGCUUUCUUCCGGACUUGGUUGCAGAGCAUGGGUGCAAAAAUACCCCAAACUUCCCCCAAGAGUCAUUGCCAGGGCGAGUGUCCCUGUGGUCCUCCACCUAAAUCUAAAGCUUCCCCAACUGAGCCGGCGCCUCCUGUUUCGUCCGAGAGCGAGGAGAGUGAACUAGAGGAAGACCGGGAGGGCGUCAUUGAACCAGACACGGACGCACCACAGGAAAUGGGAGAUCCUGAUGUUGAGGUGACAGAAGAGAUGAUGGACAUGGCCAAUGACAAAAAGAUGGAAGCCAUUGAUGCUCUUGGAGGAGGUGAUCUGCAGAAAGCACUGGCUCUCUUCACAGAGGCAAUCAAGCUAAAUCCCUGCGUGGCCAUUAUGUACGCAAAGAGGGCAAGCGUUUAUGUACAGAUGCAGAAACCCAAUGCAGCCAUCCGAGACUGUGACAGAGCCAUCCAGAUCAACCCGGACUCGGCGCAGCCUUACAAAUGGAGGGGGAAGGCCCACCGGCUGCUGGGUCACUGGGAGGAGGCAGCCCGGGAUCUGGCCACAGCGUGUAAACUGGAUUAUGAUGAAGAUGCCAAUGCACUGCAGAAGGAAGUCCAACCUAAGGCAAACAGAAUCAUCGAGCACCGGCGCAAAUGUGAACGCAAGAGGGAAGAGAAGGAGAUCAGGGAGAAGCAGGAGCGCAUCAAGAAAGCAAGGGAAGAGCAUGCUCGGGCUCAGAAGGAAGAGGAAGCCAGAGGAGGGGCAGGAGGAGGAGCAGGAUUCUUCCCAGGUGGGGCAGGAUUCCCUGGCGGAUUCCCAGGCGGCGCCGCCGGCAUGCCAGGUCUGAAUGACCUCCUGCAAGAUCCAGAGUUGCUCACUGCCAUGCAGGAUCCAGAGGUGAUGACUGCCUUCCAGGAUGUUGCACAGAAUCCCGCUAACAUUGCAAAGUACCAGAACAACCCUAAGAUUAUGGCGCUAGUCACCAAGCUGAGUUCCAAGUUUGGAGGCGCCGCACCGCAGCCGUAG